This is a messenger RNA of Cyprinodon variegatus (sheepshead minnow), 1561 nucleotides long. RefSeq names its product family with sequence similarity 167 member B (gene fam167b). The transcript is spliced from 2 exons. The record is from RefSeq and is a predicted model, not a curated record. Lineage: Eukaryota; Metazoa; Chordata; Actinopteri; Cyprinodontiformes; Cyprinodontidae. Bases 90 to 638 code for a protein of 182 amino acids.
GGAGCUAUGGACCUGUUGCGCUCUGCAGCCUCCAGACACAAACUCUUUACCUGAACUCGCAAGUUUCGUUUCCUUGUUCUGUUGCAUGAAUGGAUUUUAAAGAGCUUGGAGCUGAUUGCUCGGAGGGAGACGCGGAGGACCUGGACAGCGUCAAAGCGCUGACGGAGAAGCUGAAGCUGCAGACGCGCAGACCGUCCUAUCUGGAGUGGCAGGAGCGGCUGCAGAGUCGCCCCUGGGCGGACAGACGCACCGCGGACACUGGAGCAGAUGUUUCCCUGCCCGUUUGGAAAAAGGAAAACUCUGAGCUGGUUAUAGGCAACAUCUGCGGCUUUGACAGCAUUGAUGAUGCGUUAGAGUUUCUAAGAAAAGAGCUGAGGGAGAUGCAAGAUCAGGACAAUCGUCUGGCCUGCCAGUUGAUCCGCCUGCGCGGCGAGAUCCACCGGCUGAAAGUGGAGCAGGUGUGCCACCGCCACAAGGAGAUGCUUGACGACGCCACUUUCGAACUGGAGGAGUGUGGGGAGGAGUCGGACCUACUGUGCGACAUCCCCAUGAAGGCCGCCUUUGCUCUCUCCACACCUCUAAAACAUCUGGGCCUCACCAAGAUGAACAUCAACUCCAGGCGUUUCUCAUUGUGCUGAAAAGUGUGACUUUUUUAACCACACAGUGAAGGAUGUUCUCAUAUCCUCUGUGAUUGCGUAAGGCGUGUUAUUAGAGUUACUUCCUCUUUAAAGGCUGGUGUUGAUCCAUGUCAGAGUAUGACAUGAAUGGGGAAGUAUCUGUGUCCUCACCUGUAGAAGGCAUGCACACCUCUAGUACUGCCAACUUCCUGUCAGUCAGUCUGAUUCUGCUUUUCAUACCACGGAAUCCAGAUUUACUGGAAGAAUAAAAUAGAUGAUGCACUAUAUUGCAAAAGAAUUGAGGCACAAACCCAAGUCUCUACAUUGAAAUAGUCCAAUCAGCUCCAUGGUCACGUUUAUAAAAUCAAACAAUGAGGUAGUGGACAACUUCUACUCAUGUUUCUAAAGCAGUUUUGGAGUUUCAGGGAAUUCAAGCAUGGCAUUGUGAUAUAAAAGGUCAUUUUUUACCUUUUCUACCACAUGCCCCAGUCAGUUAUUAGAUGUAUUCGAACAAAUUGGAGGUAUCUGAAAAUACAACAACUUAAAAAAACAUGAAAUCAUAAAUUCAGGCACCCAGUGUUCACAAGUUAUCAACUGUCUCGUAGAGUCAAAUUACAUAGAACCAUGAUUUGUGUGGUCUUCAGAUUAGCUUCUCGUCUAAGCUUCAAGAAAUAUGUUUCGAUUGAUGACCAUGUCUUUUGCCAAGUCCUACAUUAUGAAGUGCAUUGUAGGAGCUUGGGAGCUAAGUGUAAAACUCAGCGCAGCUGAAUUCUAGAGAUGUAGCCACGAAUCACGAUGCACUGUCUGUUAAGUCCCCACCCAGAGCUACUGCUUUGUCCUCCAGAGCAUGCAGCUUUGCCUAAAGCAGGACCUGUAACAUACAUCCAAACAACCUUUAGCAACCAAAGCAGAACAAACGUCUCCAGAAUCCCCCCUGCUUAAUG